Pseudozyma flocculosa PF-1 is the source of this 1170-nucleotide messenger RNA. RefSeq lists its product as uncharacterized. Gene Ontology annotation, molecular function: protein heterodimerization activity. The coding region runs from base 1 to 1170 and encodes 389 amino acids. Gene Ontology annotation, biological process: RNA polymerase II preinitiation complex assembly; transcription by RNA polymerase II. The transcript has a single exon. The record is from RefSeq and is a predicted model, not a curated record. NCBI's taxonomy places the organism in Eukaryota, Fungi, Basidiomycota, Ustilaginomycetes, Ustilaginales, Ustilaginaceae. Gene Ontology annotation, cellular component: transcription factor TFIID complex.
AUGGCGCCCACCCCGGGCCGCGGCUCACAGCGGCCGGACCGAUCUCGGCAGGGCUCCUCUGCGCACCCGGCGCCGCAUCCGUAUCAGCCUGGUGGCGGACGACGGGGCGGAGCGGCCGGUGGCGCGGCAGGCUUUAGCGCUUUGGGAGCGGGUACGACGGGCGGUCCGAGCCGCAACACUCCCUUCGUCCACCCUGCCCUCGCCGCAUCGACAUUGCAGCAAAAUGACGCGGCAAAUUCCUCCUCUUCGGCGGCAACGACGGCGCCGACCGCGACGGCUCGGGGCCGUAAGCCGUUCAACCACCGCAACCUGUUCGCCAAGGAUCUUCGAAACCUGAUGUAUGCCUACGGCGACGUAGCCAACCCGGACUCGGAGUCAGUUGCGCUGCUGGAAGAGAUGACGGUCGACUUCAUCACCGAUCUUUGCGCGCGCGCCCGCCCAAGCCCGUAUGCACUUGGCCUGGGUACCAGCAACAUCUCGACCAGCACCGCAUCCUUUGGUAGUGCCUUCGAUACCGGGUCAUUGGGACUGGUAGGAGCGGAAGGCGAUCCUUCCACCGCCGGGAGCGCAGCGUGGACGCACGAAGUCGGCGACUCUGCACAAACGGCAGCAGCAGGAGCCGGAGCCGGAGCUGCUGCGACGUCGGCAGCGGCAGCGGCUGGGGCAGUUUCGACAGUGGCAGCCCCGGCAACGCUGCCACCGAGGGCGCCGCACCGACAACGCGUCAAGCUGGAAGACUUUCGCCACGCAUUGCGCAAGGACGUCGAAGCCAAAAAGUUGGGUCGAUUGGAGCAGCUCCUCUACGCCGACCGGAUCGUCACGGAAGCGAGGAAAGUGGGCGGCGUCGAAGAGGUGGCGGAAAAGGCAGGCGCACUUUCCACCAUGGACCCGCAGCAAGGUGGUAGCGGUGGGGGCGCUGCUAUCGGCGGCGCUGCUUCGGAUGGAGGCGUAGGUCAAGAUGGGGCAGAGGAUGGAGUAAGUGGCGGCUCUGGACCGAGAGCUGGGAGGGGAAGGGGAAGAGGCGGUAGAUCCGCCGGUGGAGGCGGAGGACGUGGGAGAGGAGGCGGCGCAUCGAGAGGCAGGGCUUCGACUGCAGGACGAGGCGGAAAGGGUAGGAGCGGCAGUGCAGCGGCAGCGGCGGCGGGUACAUCUGGCAAUGCCUCCGGCUGA